AUGACUCGAAGAUCAUUUCAAGUGUGGAUUUUCCUGCUGUGUGCUUAUCAACUCUUUUCACGCGCAACAGCUGAAAACAAAGACCAGAAAGUCAUCCCAGCUGAGUCUGGAGGGAAUGUCACUCUGCCAUGUCGAGCUCCAGAUAAGGACAUUCCCAUCAUAGUUGUAGAGUGGAGCAGAGCUGACCUGGAAGAUGAUUAUGUCCUUUCCUACCGGGAUGGGCAGUUUGAUCCUGAGGACCAGCAUCCAUCUUUUAAGAACCGGGUGGAUCUGCAGGACAGACAGAUGAAGGAUGGAGACGUUUCUUUGAUUCUGAAGGAUGUGACGAUUAAUGACACUGGAACAUACGAAUGUCGUGUUGUUCAGAGAAGAACAAGCCGCAGGAAGAGAGCUCAUCUGAAGACUCCCCCCAUCAGCAUCAUCACUCUGAGUGUUGUUGAUCCUCCAGGUCACACAGGAGGACAAACAGAGGAUGGAGGGAAGGAGGAUGAAGGGGAGAAGGAUGGAGGGAAGAAGGAUGGAGAGGAGGAUGGAUCUGUUGGACUGAAAGUUGAGGCCAGUAAUGUUGUGGGGAUGGAGCUGGACUCCCUUAGAUUGGUGUCUGAGAGGCAGAUGUUGUCCAAGAUAAAGACAAUGUUGGAUAAUACCUCCCACCCACUCCAUGACAUGCUGGCUACUCACAGGAGCAUGGUCAGUGAGAAAAGCAGCACUGAACGACACAGGAAAUCAUUCCUGCCCGUGGCCAUCUCCCUGUACAACUCCUCCAUCUAA
Pelmatolapia mariae (spotted tilapia) is the source of this 771-nucleotide messenger RNA. RefSeq lists its product as uncharacterized. Gene Ontology annotation, molecular function: signaling receptor binding. Gene Ontology annotation, cellular component: external side of plasma membrane. The transcript has 4 exons. The coding region runs from base 1 to 771 and encodes 256 amino acids. The record is from RefSeq and is a predicted model, not a curated record. Gene Ontology annotation, biological process: T cell receptor signaling pathway; regulation of cytokine production. NCBI's taxonomy places the organism in Eukaryota, Metazoa, Chordata, Actinopteri, Cichliformes, Cichlidae.